GUUGGUGCGGGGUUGGUCGAGGCCGAGAGAUGUCCGCAGGCCGCAAGCGAGAGGCGGGGCCGGCCGGAGUAGGCGGGUCCCUGAGGCCCGGAGGCCGGGCCAGGCGGGUGCAGGGGGAGUUGUUCAAUCGGCCGGCGAGAAAGCGGAGCCGACGGGAGUGGGAGGGGUCUGUGCAGCAGGAGGCGGGGCGGACUCAGUGGGCCAGUGGGCCACCUGGGUCCUGUCAGAGUUGGAGGUGGUCCGCUGCUCUCGGUUCCUUCAGCUCCCGUAGCUCUGGCGGAAUCUGCGCGAUGGGUGACCCGGAAAGGCCGGAAGCGGCCAGGCCCGAGCUGGGUGAGAGGUCGUCUUCAGAUUCCAAUGAAAAUGAAGUGAAGUCAAAUGAAGAGCCACUCCUACGAAAGAGUUCUCGCCGAUUUGUCAUCUUUCCAAUCCAGUACCCUGACAUUUGGAAAAUGUAUAAAAAGGCACAGGCAUCCUUCUGGACAGCAGAAGAGGUUGACUUAUCAAAGGAUCUCCCUCACUGGAACAAGCUUAAAUCUGACGAGAAGUAUUUUAUCUCUCACAUAUUAGCAUUUUUUGCAGCCAGUGAUGGCAUUGUGAAUGAAAAUUUGGUGGAGCGCUUUAGUCAGGAGGUUCAGGUUCCAGAGGCUCGCUGUUUCUAUGGCUUUCAAAUUCUCAUCGAGAAUGUUCACUCAGAGAUGUACAGUUUGCUAAUAGACACUUACAUCAGAGAUCCCAAGAAAAGGGAAUUUUUAUUUAAUGCAAUUGAAACAAUGCCAUAUGUUAAGAAAAAAGCAGAUUGGGCCCUACGAUGGAUAGCAGAUAGAAAAUCGACUUUUGGGGAAAGAGUGGUGGCUUUUGCAGCUGUAGAAGGGAUUUUCUUCUCGGGAUCUUUUGCUGCUAUAUUCUGGCUGAAGAAAAGAGGUCUUAUGCCUGGACUCACUUUUUCCAAUGAACUCAUCAGCAGAGAUGAAGGACUUCACUGUGACUUUGCUUGCCUGAUGUUUCAAUACUUAGUAAAUAAGCCAUCAGAAGAAAGGGUCAGGGAGAUCAUUGUUAAUGCUGUUGAAAUUGAGCAGGAGUUUCUAACAGAAGCCUUGCCAGUUGGCCUCAUUGGAAUGAAUUGUGUUUUGAUGAAACAAUAUAUUGAGUUUGUAGCUGACAGAUUACUUGUGGAACUUGGAUUCUCAAAGGUUUUUCAGGCAGAAAAUCCCUUUGAUUUUAUGGAAAACAUUUCUUUGGAAGGGAAAACAAAUUUCUUUGAGAAACGAGUUGCAGAGUAUCAACGUUUUGCAGUUAUGGCAGAAACUACAGAUAAUGUCUUCACCCUGGAUGCAGAUUUUUAGAACUCUCCCCAUAGAUAAACCUAUCACUGGUAAAUAGCAGUCUGUUUUUCUCUGCUUUAAAAAACAAACAAACAAAACAAAACAAAAAAACAAAGUAGCUCCCUUAGGCAACAAAAGUUUGCUUAAAAGGAAAUCCAAAACCAAAUUUCAAUAAGUUGGAUUUAUAGAAAUACACUCUAAUUUUCCCACUUGACAUUCAGGAUGUGACUUCAAUUCUAUUGUUUUGUCACGAAAAUAUAAGAUGGUGUUAUGUAGUGAUUAAGAGCAUGAGGUGAGGGGUCAGAUUUGAGAUUCUGCCCUUACUGCUUUGUGUGAUUCUUGGAAAGUCAGUUAAUCUCUCUAAAUCUCAAUGUAUGUAUCCUUAAAGUGGGUGUAAUAGUAGCUCCUAAAUUUAUCAUGUGGAUAUGAGGAUUGAGCCACAAAAUAGGUGCUUAGCCACGAC
Molecule: messenger RNA, 1788 nt
Organism: Leopardus geoffroyi (Geoffroy's cat)
Lineage: Eukaryota; Metazoa; Chordata; Mammalia; Carnivora; Felidae
Gene: RRM2B
Product: ribonucleotide reductase regulatory TP53 inducible subunit M2B
Exons: 9
Coding region: 30-1346 (438 amino acids)
Biological process (GO): deoxyribonucleotide biosynthetic process
Cellular component (GO): cytosol
Molecular function (GO): ribonucleoside-diphosphate reductase activity, thioredoxin disulfide as acceptor
Source: RefSeq, a predicted model, not a curated record